This is a messenger RNA of Mauremys reevesii (Reeves's turtle), 4378 nucleotides long. Its product is annotated as transcription factor HES-5-like. The transcript is spliced from 3 exons. Bases 2252 to 2938 code for a protein of 228 amino acids. Gene Ontology annotation, cellular component: nucleus. The record is from RefSeq and is a predicted model, not a curated record. Gene Ontology annotation, molecular function: RNA polymerase II cis-regulatory region sequence-specific DNA binding; protein dimerization activity; DNA-binding transcription factor activity, RNA polymerase II-specific. NCBI's taxonomy places the organism in Eukaryota, Metazoa, Chordata, Testudines, Geoemydidae. Gene Ontology annotation, biological process: anterior/posterior pattern specification; regulation of neurogenesis; regulation of transcription by RNA polymerase II.
AAUGCUUUGAUCUGUACAACUGGUUAUUACAGAGAGGGGCAUCUGACACUUAAAACUGCUUUGUUAGAUUCAAAUGUGGGGCAUGCAUGUGUGUGGUUGAUGUUGCAGGGAGAAUUUAUGGCUCUUCCCAUAUCUGGUUAUUAGUAAGCUCAUCUGCAAAGCAGGAACGAUCUCAGGCAAAGCUGUUAGCUGAGUGUGCGGGCCGGGAAACUGGCAGGGUUCUCCCUAUGUGUCAUUGGCUAAUCAGCCCUAGAAAUGAGUUCGCUGCUUGAGAGAUCCGUUUCAGAGGCUGUCCCCAAGAGGGGCGCGGGAGAGCAAACGAUGGGGUUUCUAGGUGGCAUUACAUGGGCUCAGAAUUAAUCCACACGCUUUGGAGGAAACAUGUGAGAUGAUGUCACAAAACUUUCCCACAACUUGACAUAAAAGACUCAGAGCUCAACAGCUGCUGUUCUGUACAAAAGAAGUGAGCCUAUUCAAGGGCAGUACAAUGGGGAAGGAAAAGCAGAUCCUGGAAGAGGUCACUUAAGCCUUACCUGGUUUUAAGAAUAACUGAAUUAGAGACAGAUGACUCUGUGUGUGUGUGUGUGUGUGUGUGUGUGUUCACUUUCAUAUACAUUACACACACUUUUAUACCACAUUCCGUGGCAGGAUCCCCAAACUCUUAACAAAUAUAAACUGAGCCGCAUAAGAAUAGUGAGAGAAGGGAAUGUUAUAAUCCCCUUGUCACAGAUGGGAACACUGAGGCACGGAGAAGUGAAGUGACCUGAUUAAGUUCACACAGUGAAUCUGGAACAAAUUUGGGAACAGAACCCCAUGCUUCAGCAGCCUGGCUCCAUGCUUUAACUCUACCCUUGUAAUGUAACUAAUUGGAAUGGAAGACGUGUACUAAACAUACAGAUGGUGCAGAAAUCAGUCUGCUUCCAUUUGAUACUCAGCUUAUCUUUGUAUGAGUUAAUUUAAUGCUCAGAAAAGUGACUGAGGACUCCUUGUUAUUCAAGCAGGCAGAGUGUAGGUCAGGUGUAGUGCAAUUUAUUAUUUAUUAUUAUUAUUAUAUAUUUUAUUUAUUGGAAACACACAGCUCUAAGAAUACAUCUUAAUAUCCUAAACAGCAGCAUCUCUUGCUAGUGCAGUCCUGGGUCUCUCUAGAGCAGAAACUGCCAGUAAAAUCAAAUCCUAGUAUGGACUGUAGCCUAGAGAAGGAGAAAGGGAGUCAGGACUCCUGGGUUCUAUUUCCAGUUGUGUUUCUGACUUGCUGCAUGACUUUGCUCUGUGCCUCAGUUUCGCCAUUGGUAAAAUGAGGAUAAUCCCACUAAAACCUGCCUCAUGGUGGGGAUGGAGGGGAGUGGGUUGUGAGGCGAAAUUAAUGUUCAUUAUAUGUUUUGAUUUCUGUGGAUGAAGGUAAUGCAUAAGUGCAAAAGUAUUACAGAUAUUCAGCACCCACUAAGAUUUCCCUCCUUUCACCUCUGGAUUCUCUCUCAUAUUUAAGAACAGAGAAAUGAAGUAUUAUUGUGACUAUUUUUCCCAUAUGGGGAAAUUGAGAUGAUGAGAAGGGAAGUGCCUAAGGUCACCCAGGACGUCUGAGAACAGAACUCAAAUCUACUUCCUCCCAGUCCUCUGCUUAACCACGAGACUGUCUUUUGUAUAAAUAAGUAAAUAACAACACUCUGUAUAGAUGUGUGUACCCACAAUGAAGUGCAUUGUUUAUCCUUAGCCAGACCAUGGAGUCCACACUGUUUUGAGUCAGGCGACACUCACACUGAUGACAGCUGAGGAGGAACUUCAGAAUCUGGCUCAUUGUUAUUAAAACAAACCCACAAAAAACAACAACCCUGGUUUUGAAAUUAGCAAAAUAAAGUCUAUAGUUUAUUUUCAGCCACUAGUGAACCCAGCGAUCUCCGAGCAAGCGUGCUGCUUGCCUUCAUCGGUGUGUCCGUGUGUGUUCGCGCCCAAAGUGUGUGCCUGGGUGUGUAUGUUUUCAAAAAAAGAUACAAUCCCAUCUUUUCCUCUGCACAGAUUAGCUUCUUUCCCGCCAUCAGCAACUGGCCCCCGCAUUCACCAUUGUAUGUGAACUGAAUAUUGUGUGUGCCCGGAAAGCUAUUGAUCUGCAGCAUCAGUCAGCAGCCUUUUCUCACUGAGGGCCAGCUCUUUCCCAGCUUCUAACAUGUAAUUUGGAUCCCAAUCUUUCACGUACCACACACUCUCCACCUGCUCAUCUGGGAGAAGGUCAUUAUCCCCCAGCUAUUCACUGGCAAUGGAGCGUGCAAGAAUAGAUGCUUCAUCUAUUGUCCUGCUUAUCUCUGAUUGGCUCUGGAGUGUGGGAAACUCAACCAAGUCAGAGACCCACAGAUUCUCAACAAGGUUGUGCAGUAUAAAUAUAGGGCAGAGUCAGCUUCCAGCAGCACUUCCACAGGACUUCAGCACAACUGAGAUCUGCCUCCUUAGCUCGGGACAGAUGGCCCCCAGCACUGUUUUCAUGGAGCACAACAACCUGCUGACACCAAAAGAGAAAAACAAACUGAGGAAGCCGGUGGUGGAGAAAAUGCGCCGGGACCGGAUUAACAGCAGCAUUGAGCAGCUGAAACUCCUGCUGGAGAAGGAGUUCCAGAGACACCAGCCAAACUCUAAGCUGGAGAAAGCCGACAUCCUGGAGAUGACUGUUAGCUACCUGAAACAGCAGAGCCAGCUGCAGAUAAAGACUGCAGGAUCCAUCCAUAAAAACUCUCAGUUCGACUUCAAGGAAGGCUACUCCAGGUGCCUGCAGGAGGCUUUCCAUUUUCUGUCUCUCCAUAAAGUCCAAACAGAAACGCAGAGCAAGCUCUUGAGUCAUUUCCAGAAGAGCCAGUUGGCUGCGCCAGAGGUCAUCUGCUCCUCUUCCAGCCAGAACACCCCAAAGCAAGCAUCCCUGAAGAACGUCAAUGCUCUCUGGAGACCCUGGUAGACUGCGGGAGGGGGGACAGGAAACGCUUGCUUUAUGGACCUUUGUCUUUUAUAUUCCAGAGGAUGGCUGUGACUGCAGCUGAUAGUCACACCCUGAUCCUCUCUAUGUAGGGAAUAUUAUUUCCCGUUUUAUUUGUGUGUGGAAAGAAUGGGAUACUUUUGAUUCUUCAGUUUCAUGUGGGAUCCUCUGGAAAAGGUUCAGGUAUUCUGUUGAGUGGUAUUUAAGCUGUGCAGACACUGGUGAUAGCAAUGUACACCAGGGCACCCAGUCUAGAGGCGCGUGCCUUCAUAAUGAAGGAGGUUUUUGUAGGUGGCUAAAUGUUAUCAGUGUUACAGUUAUGUUAAGAUUGUAACAGAUAACGGUGUUGGUAGGAGAGAAUUCUCUAAUUUUGCUUGUAAAAGCUGUCAGCUUUGCUCCCACUUUCCUAGCAACCUUUGCUCACUCUGAAUUUAGGACGAAUUUAGUACCUCACUGUUGGUGGACCGUUUUACAAGUUCUCUUGCCCUGUUUGCUUGCAGCUCUUGCAUAGCAGCAACGAUAGAUUCCUAGCUUCUGUUCACCCAUCACACUGUAGGGCUAGCAAGAGGUCACUAGAUAAAACGAUGGGGAAUAUUUCUACCAUUUUGCUGCUUUUUCUGUUUAGGAAAAUAAUAUUUUAAUGCUUUAUAUUAAAGACAAAAGAAAGUAGAUGCAAGGUUUGGUGGUUCAAUGUUAUACAUUUGGGCUGUCAGCCUGGCUCUUUCUAGCACGUUCAUUAUUAUAAUGAUUGUUCUCUGUACUGAGCGGUUUCAUUCAUUGUGGAUGGUAAGUUUCUCCCAUGCCUGGGAAUGGCCCUGUGGGCUCUGUGCAUACUAUGUAUGCAUCUGUAUCACAUGUUUGUAGAGAGAAAUAAAAAUGCAUUUGUGUGCAACUGCUGGCUAGGUUUCCUUCUUGUCAGCUAUGUGCAGCUGCACGGACCAUUGAAACACUCUUUGCUAAUUUAACAACACCACAGUAAUUGCUAGAGGAGACUUUUCAGACCAAAGGAGCUUGUGUUCCUGCCUAUCCUAGGCACUGACAUGGCCUCCAUCACUACAAUAGCUGAGCACCUCACUGCCUGUAACAUACUUAUCUGCACGACACCCCUGGGAGGUAGGGCAGUGCUAUGAUCCCCAUUUGUCUCCAAGUCCUUUAUUUUACUAACUGUCUUGCCCAAGGUCACACAGGAAGUCUGUGGCAGAGCGGAGAAUUCAACUCCCCAUUCUCAAGCCCCAGGUUUGACCCUUAACCACUGUCCCAUCCUUCCUAGACCAUGCAUAGUUUCUACAGAGAUGAAAGCAAAGGUUAGACACCUCUGGCCCACUCAGCCUCCCUUAAGCUCUUUUGCUACCACACCACUGCCCCAGGAAGCACAGGCAUCUGCAUUGGCAAGCGGCUCCUGCCAUUCUGGGCUCUCUUAAA